AUGCAGGCGCGAGUGGCUACACCGCUGCUGCUGCUGCUGUUGCUGCUGCUGCUCAUGGCGGGGCCGCCGUGCGCCGCCAGCCGGCAGAGUGCAACGCUGCUGAAAGUGACGGUGCUCACGCGCAACGGGGCCCGCGGGUUGUCGCGCCUGACGGACGGGAAAAUGAGCUGUGACGACUGCGAGUUAUCCGCCGCGGGGCGAGAAGUGUCGCUCCGCCUCGGUGCCUUUCUGCGCUCGCGCUACGGCGAUGCACUGGGCCUUGGCACGCACUUCAACACGACACGCGUCUCCGUCCGCGCGGCGCAGACCGCACGGACCAUCGCCACGGGCCAGGCCGUCACACUGGGGAUGUUCCCCCGCGCCCUGCCGCUGGUGCGCUCCCGCCCCGCAGAGGACGACGCGUUGCUGGCCGUCACGCAGAGCUGGCCUUCGUGGAUUCUGCAGGAUGCGUGGAGGUCGAAGGCGCACCUUGACGACGCGUGGGCGGCGGAGCGGCUGACGCCGGCGGCCCGCGGGACGCUUUCCCGCUUCCUCCCGCCAGGCAGCGCGGGGCUCUGUGAGCGCUCCCCCUCGCUGUGUGCGCUGUACGUCUACGACAGCUGGGCCGCCAACGCCUCCGCGGGCCGCCAGGACGCCGCGCUGCGACCGCUGCUGCCCGCCGUGCAGGCCGUCAGCCGCCGGCUUCUCUGGCGCCUGUACGGCGCCGACCCGCGCGACCCCCAGAGCCGGGAGAUGGGGCCGUUGGCUGGCCCGCUGCUCCGCGAGGUGCUCGCCGGCCUCUCCGCCUCCGACAACGACAGCAGCAGCAGCAGCACUCGUCUGGCCGUCUACGUCGGGCCCAUGCCGGUGGUGUUCGCGGCGCUCAGCGGGCUUGGCCUCUUUGGCGCGACGAACACGCUGGAAGAGAACGCCCCGCCUCUGCCACAGUUUGGGGACGCGAUCGUCUUUGAGUACGCCGCCGCGGGCGCCGAGCACUACGUGCAGGUGUACCAGUUCACGUGGACCGCAGACGGCGGCAGCGCCGGCGGCUACGUGGACAGGCGGCUCGACGUCACCUGCAUGGACGCGGCGGGCACCACCUACGCGUCUGGCACCGCGGUGCACGGCUGCAGCGUGGCGGACCUGCGGCGCUACCUCGACUCGCUUGGGGCCGCCGAGGGUCGGUGCUUCGCCACCGCCGCCGAGCUUGCGGCGGCUGACUGCCUCAGCGGCAAGGCGCCCCCUGCCGGGUCCAUCUGCCACAUGUACCGCGCCAAGUGCCCGGCGGCGGCGUGCGGCGGCGUUCCUGAGGCCAUCGCCGACCCCUCGCGCGGCUUCGCCUGCGAGGACGCGGAACUGUACAAACACACCCCGUACCUCGCAGCGGCGAUCGUGGCGGUCGGGGCGCCGUGCCUUCUUGCCAGCUCUAUUUUAGGGCUCUACCUCUUCGACCGCGUUCGGCGCUGGCCCUGCUUCCGCAAGCGGCCCACCGAGCUGUAG
Trypanosoma conorhini is the source of this 1479-nucleotide messenger RNA. Its product is annotated as putative membrane-bound acid phosphatase 2. NCBI's taxonomy places the organism in Eukaryota, Euglenozoa, Kinetoplastea, Trypanosomatida, Trypanosomatidae. Gene Ontology annotation, biological process: dephosphorylation. The coding region runs from base 1 to 1479 and encodes 492 amino acids. The transcript has a single exon. The record is from RefSeq and is a predicted model, not a curated record. Gene Ontology annotation, molecular function: phosphatase activity.